CGUGUCAGGUUUCUCUGGGCUCGUGCUAAAUUUAACCCUCUGAUCCUGCAGCAGUCAGAGGGUUUAAAUGCCAACCUGCAGUUGCUGCUCCACACCAGUUGUUCUCCACACAUCUUCCUCUCUCCACUAACCCAGGCCAGAAGUGGGAGAGGCUCACUCACACACUCUCUCCAACACACUCAGACCUAACACCCCUAUAGAACACACACAGUAGAGCCCAGAGGAACCAAACCAGAGUCUUCGCCCCCUAAACUUCAGCGUCGACCAGUAUGGAGCUUUUCGAGACCAACCCCUACUUCUUCCCCGACCAACGCUUCUACGAAGGGGGGGACAACUUCUACCAGUCCCGGCUGCCGGGUGGGUAUGACCAGGGGGGCUACCAGGAGCGCGGGGGUUCCAUGAUGGGGCUUUGUGGAGGUCUAUCCGGGGGGGUUGGGGUAGGGUUGGGUGGAGGUAUGGAGGACAAGGCAACCCCCUCUGGUCUCUCCCCCCACCCGGAGCCCCACUGCCCCGGCCAGUGCCUACCCUGGGCCUGCAAGCUGUGCAAACGCAAGACUGUGACCAUGGACCGACGGAAAGCGGCCACAAUGCGUGAGAAGAGGAGGCUGAAGAAGGUGAAUGAGGCAUUCGAGGCCCUGAAGAGGAGCACCCUGAUGAACCCCAACCAGAGGCUGCCCAAGGUGGAGAUCCUGAGGAGUGCCAUCCAGUACAUUGAGAGGCUGCAGGCACUCGUCUCCUCCCUCAACCAGCAGGAGACCGACCAGGGAACACAGGGCUUACAAUACCGCACCGGACCUGCUCAACCCAGGGUGUCGUCGUCGAGUGAGCAGGGAUCAGGCAGCACCUGCUGUAGCAGCCCAGAGUGGAGCAACACCUCAGACCACUGUACCCAGAGCUACAGCAACGAGGACCUCCUGAGUGCAGACUCUCCAGAGCAGACUAACCUGCGCUCUCUGACGUCCAUCGUGGACAGCAUCACAGCAGCAGAGGGGGCUCCGCUGGCCUACCCUGUACCUGUGGACAUUCCCAAAUAAACCCAGAGCAGCAGACAGACAUGUGUGCUGUUAACAGGUCCAAUACAUCACAAACCAUCUUUUUUUACUCCCUUCCAUGAGGAGGUAGUCACUGAUGGGAUAUAACUGGAUAGGUGAAAGCCAUGCAGCGAAACCUACUGUACAUUCCACCUAUCCAAGCAUGUUAGAUCAGUGACUACUUCAAUGAAGGGAGGAAAGAAGGCCAGGCCCUGUGUGUCCCAGCUAGUUGCAAGCUAGCACUUGGACACCACACAGCACCAUACACACCCACACACCACACAACACCAUACACACCAACAUAGGCCAGGAGGUUUUUCCAGGACUAACUCCUGGCCCUAACCUAAAGCCCUCACACCUCUUCCAGGCCUGAGGCCUUAUUCCCUACCUACCAAACCCUGUGGUCCACGUAUCCCUACCAGUAGGUUACAGGUCAGAUCCUAACCUGAGAACCCACUGACAUCAAUCUAUGCAUGUUUUAGGACAAAAAUCCAGUUCCCUGUGUGGAUCUCAAGUUAGAACUGAGGCCCUAAGUGCCACUGGAAAGAAGAAACGAGAAUUAUGGUUUUCUGUCCUGACUUAAUGCAGAAAAAUAUAUGUUUCCUCCUUUUCUAAAUCUUUCCCUGAUCUAUCUUGCAUUCUGUUUGCGUGUGUUAUGCUUAAAAAACAUUAGUUUAUUAUUUGUGGGGCCAAUAUGUACCAUGGCAGUUUUGACCAAUGCAUCUGCUUAAUUUAAACUGGUAAUGAAUGCUAGUGAUGUAAAUACGUUCCGUUUUCUACAGAGUGGUUUUGCUAUUUUAUUUUCUAUUUUUUUGCUAACUUAUUUUUGAGUUUUAUAAUAAAGAUUGUUGUGUAUUUGUAGAUGUCCCAACUUGUAUUUGUAGAUGUCUAAACUUGCAUUAAAGACCAUUUUCAAUA
Molecule: messenger RNA, 1949 nt
Organism: Oncorhynchus nerka (sockeye salmon)
Lineage: Eukaryota; Metazoa; Chordata; Actinopteri; Salmoniformes; Salmonidae
Gene: myog
Product: myogenin
Exons: 3
Coding region: 270-1034 (254 amino acids)
Biological process (GO): positive regulation of transcription by RNA polymerase II; skeletal muscle cell differentiation; positive regulation of myoblast differentiation
Molecular function (GO): RNA polymerase II cis-regulatory region sequence-specific DNA binding; DNA-binding transcription factor activity, RNA polymerase II-specific; protein dimerization activity
Source: RefSeq, a predicted model, not a curated record